This is a messenger RNA of Clonostachys solani, 1494 nucleotides long. NCBI's taxonomy places the organism in Eukaryota, Fungi, Ascomycota, Sordariomycetes, Hypocreales, Bionectriaceae. The record is from the annotation of a GenBank genome assembly.
AUGGCGGCAGCAAACGAGAACACUCCGGCACAGGUGCCGCCCUCUGUCGUGGACAGUGGGAAGAACCAGGUGGCCCACGUCGAAGAGUGCCCAAACGAAGACGAGCAGUUUCAGAAAAUGCCCAAGAUCGAGAAGGUGGAUGAGUUUGGCGCUCAUACCAAGACAGACCCCAAGGAAAUCGCCCUUGUGCGAAAGCUUGACUGGUACAUUCUUCCUAUCCUCUGGUUGAUGUAUUUCUUCAACUUCCUCGAUCGGAACGCCAUGGUCAAUGGCAAGCUAAACGGCCUGGACAAGCACCUCGGCAUGAAGGGAACUCAAUACAACACCUGCGUGUCAAUCCUCUUUGUCGGCUAUCUUUGUGGCCAGGUCCCCUCGAAUAUGAUUCUCAAUCGCGUGAGACCGAGCUUCUAUAUGGCUGGAUUUAGUCUUGCCUGGUCCAUUGUUUCUCUCUUGACCUACAAGGCAAGCACAUACGAGCAUAUGCUGGUGUGUCGCUUCCUCCUGGGUAUCGUCGAGGCUCCGUUCUAUCCUGGUGCCCUGUACAUGAUUUCUAUGUUUUAUACGAGGAAGGAGAUGGCAACUAGAAUGUCCAUUUUCUACACCGGAAACAUGUGCGCUAGUGCCUUCUCUGGUCUGAUUGCUGCUCCAAUCUUUUCUGAGCUGGACAAUAAACAUGGGCUCUCAGGUUGGCAAUGGCUGUUCAUCAUACAAGGAGCGUUCUCAAUUGCAGUUUCGAUCAUCGCCUUCUUCACCCUCCCGGAUAGUCCUCUGAAGACCCGUUGGCUCAGCCCUGAGCAGAGACAGCUUGCCCACAACCGUAUCGCUUUGGAUACUACCAACCGACGAGAAGGAACCAGCGUCUGGACUGGUCUGAAAGAAGCAGUCGUUGACUGGCGUGUUUGGUUGUUCUGCUUUAUUGACACUUGUCACCUCAGCGCCAACGGCUUUAAAAACUUCCUUCCCACAGUGAUGAAGUCGCUCGGGUACAAUACCACGAUCACUCUCGUCCUCACCUGCCCACCCUACAUUUUUGCUGGGUUCUGUUCAGUUGCCGUCGCAUGGUCUUCUGGGAGAAAUAAUGAGAGAACUUGGCAUACUACCGUCAGCAAGUUGAUUGCGAUUGUUGGCUUCGUGCUAUCUUGCGCCACGUUAAACGUCCCCGCUCGUUUUAUCGGUAUCAUGCUUUUCGUUGGUGCCACAUACGGGGUGAACAAUAUCAUCCUCGCAUGGGUCGGAUCCUGCUGUGGACAGACUGAUGAGAAAAAGGCUGUUGCCAUUGCCCUGGCUAAUACCCUGGGUAACGCAGCCUCUAUCUAUACCCCAUACUUGUGGCCAGAUAGCGAAUCUCCGCGAUUCCUAAUGCCCAUGAUGGCUAGUGCUGGCUUCUCUGGGGCAGUAAUUAUUGGUGCUUGGGUUUUGCGAAUAACAUUCCAGCGAAAGAACAAGAAGAUGAGAGAGGAGAACCCCGGAGAGACCAACUUUUACGUAUACUAG